This is a messenger RNA of Orbicella faveolata, 2670 nucleotides long. RefSeq lists its product as uncharacterized. Lineage: Eukaryota; Metazoa; Cnidaria; Anthozoa; Scleractinia; Merulinidae. The record is from RefSeq and is a predicted model, not a curated record.
UGGGAAGUAACCUUAAGCCCUGUCCAAACGAGAAAUGUUUGGCGACCAAACAGGAUCAAAUAUUGUUUGGUGACCACACAUGUUGAUGUUGUACAGAGUGGCCAAGUAGUAACAAACAUGUUUCAUCACCGUCCAAACGAACAAAAUGUUUUACAAUGUUUGAUCAACUGUUUGACGUCGUUCAAAUUUUACUGAUCAAACACGAUUCAACACGAUCAAACAAGGUGUCCAAACGGGAAAAUGUUUGGUCACCAAACAAUAUUUAAUCGUGUUUGAUGCCAAAUAUUUCCCGUUUGGAAAGGAUUUCAGUGUAUAUGGUACUGUAGUAUUCUUUCGCGGCAGUAAGAUUAAUCAGCUUGUCGAUUAUUGCGCAAUUUUGUAGUAAACUUUUCUUGGCACCGCGAAAUUAAUUUCUUUGGAGACUAAAUUAAAUUAACAGUCAUUAUAUGUGUAAUCUUUUCCGACCUUUGCAGGGUUUAAUCUUGCUGCACAGCUUCACUGGAUCUCUGAAGGUAGGUUUGUCUAGGCGCUGACGUAUGGAAAAAAGAUUCGGGCCUCUGUGCACUUGCUUGAUUGGACAACAAGCCUGGAUGGGGUUGCUGAAAUCUCAAUCAUUAUCAGUUGAAUUUUUCGGCGAUUAUUCUCAGCUAUAAAUUAAAAUUUCAUCCCAUUUCUCGGCUAUCAGUAAAUUUUGCAGAUCUCAGAACCUAGAUAUAAGCAAAGACACGCGUUACUUCUCAACUGACAGUUAAAAUUUUGAUGCGGCAAUUAAUUCUAGCACGUUCUCUUGAUCCCUUGAAAUUUCUCUUUUUUCUCCCUUGUUCCCUUUCACCAAAUUCUGUUGUUCCCUAAAAUUUCUUUGUCAAGGUUCCCUUUAUUAGUAGAGACAUCCCUUGUUCCCUCAAAUUAAUCUAAAAAUAUCCCUUGUUCCCUUGAAAUAGAUGAUCAUUUUCCCUUGUCACCCCAAACCCCUGGGCGGCUCCCAUAAGUUAAAACAUCCAGACCUCUUAAAACGGUGCCCUGGGAGCCUUUAAGGUUGUAUCGCGCUCCUUCCUUGUCCCGGGGCCCGGGUGGGGUACUCACAGAAAAACUGAAUGGAGGUGUGCGUUGAGCUUCUUGAAACAAUUACCCUAUCUCACACCGAUCAACAUUUUGAUGCCCUAUUGCAGACUUGACACUUCUAAAAACACUCAUACUAAACAUACCUAAUUCAAGGCCAGAGUGCACAAACUAUACCCUAUUUCAGAAGACAAUGGCUGAACUUCAUGCGCUAAAUCCUACUAAAACGGCUAAAAAACCAUACCCUUUGGCUAUACCAUACCUAUAUAGCUCAUUUAAGGGGGCACUCCCCGGAUACUUGAAUGUCUUGUUUCAUUAUGUAUUUUCUAUCUAUUUUUUUUUUACCAUGUUUAUGCGCUAAGAAACGGCUGUUGCAAAUAUUUCCUUUCUUUUCAGUUUGGAAAAGGAACGCGCCCUACGAAAUUGGUUAUCCGUUAUUGUACAGCACUCUAAUCGUUCUACCUGUGAUCCCGCUCCUGUGUUUUCUGAUACCAUCCAAAGAAUCUCUUUUACAGCAGUACGAAAAUGACCAAAUGGAAAGACAAAAGGAAACUGAAUCGGAAAAUGAUGAAGACGAGGAAGAGUGUUAUGUCCCUGCAGAAGAGCCCUGCCCUAUCACUCCCUGCAAAUCUCUUGUACUCUCCGACAGCGAUAGUUCUAUUGGAGAGAUACUGGUCACGGCAGUUGAACAAACCAAACCCGAGUUGUGUGCACCACGUGUUGCCAUAAAGACACCUUUGACAGACGAGAGGGAAGAAGGCGAAGUUACAGUGGCUGAGCAGUUCCCGGAUUUGACAACUGUUGAUACCGCUGACAGCUUCAUUCACAUCAAAGAACUAGCAGAGAGGAUUUUUCCCGAGGACACCUUGGGGUGAGUUUUCAUGAAGAAAGUCUUAUGAUAGCCUUUUUCAUACUUGAACCAACCAUCGCUUGUCUUGCACGGUAAGUGUGUUUCUAGUGUGAAAACGUGGACCAUCAGUGGACUAUUAAGUGGACUAUCAGCUAGUAUGUUGACUUGCCACUAGGCCGCCUUCACAACACUUUUACAUGGACUGUUAGUAUCAAGUAUUGGCUAUGGUUUGAUUGAAGAAGGAUUUUUUUCAUUUUUACAGAAAAACCUGUGUGAUGGUUGCCGCUGGUGCUGUUACUUCUUACGGAAUUUAUCGCCUUUUCUCGUAAGUUGAACUGACCUCGCCGUUCUGUAACGUUAAGCAAUGAACUAUUUCUAAUGCUACCGUUGGUAAGCCAAUUUAGCUACGGUAAUCACAUGACUGUAAUCACAUUUAAACGCGGGAAACGACGUCACGCGGUUUUUGUUCUAAUAUCCCAUUGGUCGAGAAGACAGUUUCUUUGGUUUGAUUGGUUAUAGCGCGUGACCAGAGUUUUCACGACGAGCCAAUGAACAGAGCGCUUCAGUCAUGAUCUUAAACAUGACACAGCCUGUAACGUUAUUCAAAGAAACAACGAUAAGAAAAAAGUCACUUUCUUUCGCUCUUGUAACUUGGUCAGUCAGACUUCUUACUUCUUCUUACUUCUUCCUUGGGUUGUCACGCAACGCUUAACCUGCAAAACAGGCGUAAUUUUUUUGCGUUAUUUUAGGCGAACAGAGGC